UUUACAGUAUUAUCUGUGGUUCAACCAUUGAACUGGGGAUUACUCGAGAUUUAUUAUUCGAAAGUAUCCGACAAGAAAGAGACAGAUAGAUAGAUUUAAUAUUUGUGUUGACGAAUUGAUUCAGUCGUCUGCGAAAUGCCAGUCGUUAGUGAGUUGUCCAACCUAAAACAUCAUUAAUUCAUUUUCGUUGUGAUUUUUGGGGGAUUUUUUCCGCUAGAUUUUUUUCUCAGUGAAUAUUUCAUAAGAGAUUUUCGUUUGGAAUAACUCUUGGAACCUUUCUAAGACAAUUCUCUCUAAGUUUAACCAACCGAGUGGUCUCAACGUGCCCAUAACGAGAUAAGAAAACACAAACGCACCUAUUCCUCCCAGGAGGACGCAAACGUCAGAAAGACGUCUCAAAGAGGUCUCCUCGGACAUGAGCUAACAUACCUAGUGCAGACGAGUUUCCGUCGUGACAAAAUUAAAAGACCAGCGUUGUGUGUUGAAGUUGAAGAGAUAUGUGAGCGCUCCACGUUGACAGCACGAGUUAAGUGAAAUUGUACUUCAUUUAAUUCUGAUUAAUCGAAUGGAGGAACAUGAGACACGGAAAAUCAGGCACGAGCUUCAAUUGGCAGCCGAGCGUGGACAAUUGCAGGUCUGGAUGCUGGAGUUAUUUAAUUUCUCCAGUAAUUUUCGCUGGAUGUACAUGGAUCUACAAUCUUCGGUGACCCGUGCAAGGUCGCAAGAUGGCAGCGACGAGGAAGACGGGGACGACGGGGGGUAAACUUCAACCCCCUGUUCUCAAGUUUAUUCAAAUACUCGUGUGUGUGUGUGGGUGCUCUCACGUUGGCGACUUGGAGAUGUCAGAAGUACGAAAUACCAGUGGGGGUGGACAACAAAAGGGGGUUAAGAAGAUGAACGAUACCAUCCGACAAAAAGUUUUACCCGCUCCAACCAUAUUUCUCACUCAGUUCCUUUUUAUCGCGACGUGCCUUUUUUUUUCGCAACAACAACGUGCGUUUAUUUUUCACCGACACUGAAUAUUUUGUCGAACUGGAGUUCCAGAAACGGCAAUUGUGAUGACCACAUUCGACAGGAAUGGAUCUAAUUUGCUGAGUCAAGUUCAAGCUUAAUGUUGACAUUUUGGUCUGAUCAUGUGUGGCAAGCAAACGACAACACUAAACCUGGGUACACUAGCCUCUCCAGUGACACGCCACACAGGACUGCUCUAAUAUAAGGACCGACAUGAGUAAAUAAUUACACGAGCUCAAGGUUUAUUUACGCCCCAGUGAAACCGGCAAUUUUACAUCAGACGAUCGUUGGAGAUAAUUAAGGGGACAGUGAAGCAGGAUCGGGAAUUAUGAUCAGUAAACUAUUCGAACUGAUGGAACGAGCUGAUCUAACGAUUCGUUUCCCUCAGGCAUUUAUCGAAGAGAAAAUAAUGAAAAGCAGUGAUAAAGAGAUAAGCCAUGAGGGAAAGGAUUUUAAUUGGGAAGUGGGACUGAUCAAGACAGGACUGAAGCUAGUGGGUCUCUGGCCCAAAGCCGCACACCAAACCUUCCUCUUCAUCUUGAACCAACUGAUGCAGAAUUACCUGUUGGGUGUAUUCCUCCGGAGUAUUAUCCUGGAGCCAUCGGUAUCCAGAAAAAUCAACAAGAUCUUCGUGCUGACGGGAAUUAUCCUGACCUGCGUCAAUCACUUUAUCUUCAGACUUCAGUGGUGCAGCGUCAGACCGUUGAUAGAGAGUAUUCAACGGAAUUGGAGGGACCUGGAGGGAUCAUCCAAGGAUAUCAAGGACAUCAUGGUGUUAUAUGGAUCGUUGGAGAGACGCAUCACGCGUUGCAUAUGCAUCGCCGUCGGUGUAUCUUUAGUUGUCUUCACACUUCAGCCUGUCAUCCUCCACCUAGUUUUACCUUCAAAAUUCAACCUUGAACACCCGAGUAAUCCCCGUCAUCCAUUCAACGCAACAGCAUCGCCGGUGUUCGAAAUAGUGUACAUAAUUCAGGGUGUUUUCAACUGUUCAGCGGCUUUGAUAUUUGCAUCUAUUGAUUGUUGCAUUAUAUGGAUGAUUUUUCAUUGCUGCGGUCAGCUUGAAGUACUCGAAUACAUGAUGAAACGAUUUCGAGGGACUCGUCAUCACUCUUCUGGGUCAGUUGAUGAUGAUCCCGUGAUCGUGGGCUGCAGCUGUUUGCAAUGCAUUGUUCAUCACCAUUUGCAGAUAUUCAAGAUUAUCUCUCUGUUCGAUGAUGCAUUUCACGUGACAAUGCUUGCCAGAAUCAUUGUUUGCACUGUGCACUUCACUUCUAUUGGGUAUACAAUAGCCAAGCUGAGAGAGGACGGCAAUUUUGCCUUUUUACUGGUCCACAUUUUAUUCCUAUUAACUAUGAACAGCAGUCUCUUCGUUUACUGCUGGGUCGGGGAUAAAUUGAGAGAGAAGAGCGCCAAUAUCGCAGAUGCUGCAUUCAAUCGGUAUUUAUUUGUCAACAAGGAAGUGAGUAAAGAUUUGAUCGUAAUUAUACGUCAGACGCAAGUAAGACCCUGUCACAUCACCGCUGGAAAAUUCUUCGUCAUGUCACUCCACCUCUUCAAAGAGUACAUUUUCAAGUCAAUAUCUUAUUUAUCAGUGGUCAUUGCUUUGAGGUUCAAUGACAAGUACUGAACUAUUCAGUUUGAAGUUUCGGCAACUCGAGCUUUUAUCGCUUGUACAAUGCGCGUUGGAGUUGUUCGCUAUUGUUCUGUAUUAGCUAGGGUUACAAUAGUUUUUGGAAAGUGCUAUUAUGGGAUAACUGUUGUGGUGAGUCUUUCAUGCGUUCAUACGUGGGGGAAUAAUGUUGGUUGAAGUACUCAGUAAAAUCGUCCAGCCGCAAAAUCUAUAGUCCAUUCAAUUUGCGAAAUAACUCAAUUUGAUUAGUGAAUACCUAAUUCACGAAAUUCAAUCCUUAUCAUGAUGGUUGGUGUGUAGUAUCAGGCCAAUCUAAUUAUGCAUUUCGGGUUUCUAUGGGGCUACUGUUUCGAUCGAUCGGCAAUUCUAAUGUUACGUCCUGGAGGCAACUCCUAGAGAGAUAUUAUCACAUCGACUUCACAUUACGGAAUUCCAUUCGGUUAAUAUCGCCCCUAUCAUUACUGAAUUAACUCUCAAUACCAAGCGGAUCUAUAACCGCAGUCCAUUACAUAAAACAAAAUUAAAAUGCUUAUCGUCAUUCUUAAUUAAUUGACAACUAAUCGUUUAAAACUCUAGCCAAAUUGCGAAUUCCAAAAUCGUAAAAAAAAGGCGUAUUAAUCUCACGAAAUUUUACGUCAGGACUUCUCAUUUUUUAUUUAUCGUAACAGUUUUUAUCGUGAUUACAAAUUAAUUACUCAACUUGAAAACUUUAUUUGAAAGUUUGUUAAUUGAUAUUAAAGGGUUCUUCAUAUUUAAAUUGUCUAUUAGUUAGAUUGCUGAUCGAUACAGCAGACGUUUUUGGUAUCUGCGAGUAACCCAUAACAAAAUUGAGGUACUUUUAUAUUUAUUUCGCAACAAGCUAAGCCAUUGUUGAAGGGCUUAGCAACAGAAUCCCAUACGAUGACACGUACUUAGUGUACUGCACAUUUACGUAAUAAUUCGAUAUAAUUCGGAUAAUUCGAUCAGAUGAAAAUCAGAUCAGCCUUACGGUUCAGCUCUCAUAGCGUGAAUCAAAUUAAUUCACUGUGAAUAAAUCUAUUCUGUUUAAUCCGUCGAAUCGAGUGUUGUAUGUUACUGAAUUCAUCGAUUCAAUACGAAUCCCCUGAAGAUAGUAAAAGAGAAAUAUCUGAAGGAAAAUUCGGGGAGAAAAAGAAUUCAAUUCAAUUUCAAAAGAAUUUAAUUGCAUUAUAAUAUAGAGAUGCCAAAUUCAUAAGGUGCAUUCCAUAUAUUUUUUUGGAAUGUGGAAUUAAGGAAUUGAUCUAUUCACUUUUAUUAUCCGAAUCUAUAGUGAUUUACAGUUUAUUAUAGGAUAUUAAUUUAAAAAAUUAUAUAUACGGGGAUAAACAAUUAAAAAUCGGUUCAACUGACAUCGAAACGCCGAAAAGAUCGAACUAUUAAAAUAAUAUGUAAUAUUGUUAAUUAAAAUUAAUGUAGAUCUGUAAUUUGAAUUUUUAACUUCAACGAUUUCAUGCUGCCAUCUACUUCAGUUCUUCCGAACAAUUGAUCUUCAAUCCUUUAUUGUUGUCAAUAGAUGGCAGAGAAAAUGUGUUUAAAGUUCAAAU
Molecule: messenger RNA, 4203 nt
Organism: Fopius arisanus
Lineage: Eukaryota; Metazoa; Arthropoda; Insecta; Hymenoptera; Braconidae
Product: odorant receptor 2a
Exons: 8
Coding region: 1340-2638 (432 amino acids)
Biological process (GO): sensory perception of smell; detection of chemical stimulus involved in sensory perception of smell
Cellular component (GO): plasma membrane
Molecular function (GO): olfactory receptor activity; odorant binding
Source: RefSeq, a predicted model, not a curated record